UGGGAGUCACGUUUGGGGUUCACAUUACGUUUAUAAAGACACAUUUAUGUUGGGCACACACCAGUUGAUACUUUAGUCGUUCAUAGAUAUUAACAUUUGACAACAUUAUUUAUCAAAGGGGAUUAGCAAAGUAUCAUUGAGACUUGUGCAGAAUUAGAGAAAAUGCUGCUUCACACAGCAGGGCUCUUUCUAUUGACUAUGUCCAUGGUCGAUAGCGGAGAAAUAAAAUUUGCUAAAAGACAAAACUCUAAGUACACUUAUAUGGCACUAGUUCCGUCAUAUGUUGGCGCAGGGACCAAUGCGACUAUCCAAGUGCUUUUCGCAAAACCUGUAACCAAUGAAAGACUGACGGCAAAACUGUUCGAACUAACGUGGUACGGAAAUGGUAACUAUACACGGAAGAUACGUUCAGUAGUGACUCAAUACGUACCUAGAAGGGUGGCGGACACCAAAAUAUAUCUUCCGAUUCCAGCGAUAUCAUCAUGGGGAAGAUACGAGAUAGAGGUGUCGGGUACUGGCCCUGUAACUUUUCAAAACUCCACCUCAGUGUCAUUUCAAAGACGGAAAAAUGCUAUUUUUAUUCAGACUGACAAAGCUAUGUAUAAGCCAGGGGAUAGAGUUCAGUACAGGGUUUUUGUCGUUGAUAGCAAACUGAGUUUAGCGGAUCCGUUUCUUGAUAUAGAAAUCUUUAACCCUAAAGGAAAUAAGAUAGAUGAACUGGUGGGGGUAAGAAACAAGUUCGGUAUAAGUGGUUAUCUUCAGUUACCAACAUUACCAAUGCUUGGCAAUUGGAGGAUAUAUGUCAAAUCAAAUGAACCUGGCGAUAGCGAAAACUUUUACUUUGAAGUGAAAAAAUACGUGCUUCCCCAGUUUGAAGUGAGCGUGGAGCUAGAUGCAUUUGGAAGGACAACGGACACCUCUCUAAACGGAAGAGCUACAGCGAAGUAUACCUUUGGGGACCCAGUUGCCGGGACAUGCGUUCUCACAAUUAGGAAGCGAUAUGAAUCGGGUUUCUAUCACCCAAAGGGUGUGAGAAGGGAUCUCACUCUGAUCAAUGGAGAAGCUACAUUCAGCGUACCAAUAGACCUAGUUAAAACUUUGAUUUACGACGAACUUGAUUACGAGACGUUUCUGGUCCAUGCAAAUUGUACUGAGACAAUGACUGGACAAACUUUAGAAGGGGAGGGGGAAAUUCGUUACCAUAGCAACCAAUACAGACUUGAAUUCUUCCCAAAUAUGGCAGAUAACUUCAAACCUGGAUUUGAUCCUUACAAAGUGUCUGCAAAGGUUAAGAUGCAAGAUGGUAGCCCACCUGAACUUAAACCAACAGACGACAAAACUGUCAGGUUUACUUUUACCUUCUUUACUGAUGAACCAGUGAUCGGACAGAUAGAAAACCGAAUAUCAUUUGCUAAUUAUUCCCUUAUCUGCCCAUUCAUCAACGGUGAAGUUGUAUUAAAGAAGUCGAAGACCUACCCAAUUGGAGCGGACGGGUCAAUAAAGUUUGAAUUACCCAUUCCAUCCAAUAUUGCCACGUUUUCAAUAAAGGCUGAAUACUCUGGAGUAACUGCUGUUAAAGAAGUGAGCAGAUUCAGAUCACCAACCAACAAUUUUCUUAGAAUUCGAAUGUUGAACGCAAAUGCCAUGUCUUCAUUAAAGAUUAACGACUUUGUCACAAUGGAAAUUGACAGUACAAUCGGGGGAAUGAAAAUUUAUUGGAUGGUAUGUUCUUUUUGA
This is a messenger RNA of Ruditapes philippinarum (Manila clam), 1737 nucleotides long. Its product is annotated as CD109 antigen-like. Bases 163 to 1737 code for a protein of 524 amino acids. NCBI's taxonomy places the organism in Eukaryota, Metazoa, Mollusca, Bivalvia, Venerida, Veneridae. The record is from RefSeq and is a predicted model, not a curated record. The transcript is spliced from 14 exons. Gene Ontology annotation, molecular function: endopeptidase inhibitor activity.